This is a messenger RNA of Drosophila kikkawai, 668 nucleotides long. It is a transcript of the gene l(2)34Fc, whose product is annotated as lethal (2) 34Fc. The record is from RefSeq and is a predicted model, not a curated record. NCBI's taxonomy places the organism in Eukaryota, Metazoa, Arthropoda, Insecta, Diptera, Drosophilidae. Gene Ontology annotation, cellular component: membrane.
GCAGAAUUUUCAGCUCAUUUUAAGUUUUCCCUUUGUGCAGUUAGUGUCUGUUUUUGAAUAGUAGCAGCCAUGUUCCGUCUUCUGGUGAUUGCCGCCUGCCUGGCCAUCAGUGUCCACGCCUACUCGGACGGUGCCCCCAAGACCGCAUGCCCGGAUUUGACGCCCCAGCACGGCGCCAAGCUGCAGACCAUUAAGCCCCCGUAUAGCUUGUCCGGACCAUCCCAUGUACGCUCUGGCGAGAAACUCAAGUUGACUCUGGGCGGUGAUGAAUUCCUUGGCUUCAUGAUCCAAGCGCGCGACGGCCAGAAUCGCGUGGUCGGUCAGUUCCAAGUGGUGGACGCCGAUCACUCUCAGACCCUGAGCUGCUCAGGCAAUGCCAACACCCUUACCCAUCGGAAGGUCAAUAAGGAGAGUCCCUUGACGCAGCUCACUUUUGAGUGGCUGCCGCCAGCAGGUUACAAGGGAAACGUCAAGUUUAUGGCCACCGUGGUCCAGAGCAGCUUCGUCUACUGGGUGGGUCGCGUGACCAAGGACAUCGAUGUCGAGGAGCCAUAGGAUCUUUUCUCUGUGCUUGUGAUAAAAAAAAAAAAAACGAAAGUUUACCCUAAAUGUUCCGAUUACAAUUGGAGCUAAGUAUUUUUGAAAAAUAAAGUCAACGUUAGAGAGAA